Molecule: messenger RNA, 6145 nt
Organism: Dryobates pubescens (Downy woodpecker)
Lineage: Eukaryota; Metazoa; Chordata; Aves; Piciformes; Picidae
Gene: ARAP2
Product: ArfGAP with RhoGAP domain, ankyrin repeat and PH domain 2
Exons: 32
Coding region: 7-5127 (1706 amino acids)
Biological process (GO): signal transduction; positive regulation of GTPase activity
Molecular function (GO): protein binding; GTPase activator activity; phosphatidylinositol-3,4,5-trisphosphate binding
Source: RefSeq, a predicted model, not a curated record
UUCUAGAUGACCGUGUGGGGCAACGUUCGGAAUGAAGCUGCCAUCAUGUCAUCCACUGACAACGGCACUGAUAUUGGGGAAUUUUUGGCCAACAUUAACUUGGGGCAGUACUUGCCUAACUUUAAGGAGUAUGGCUGUAACGUUGUGACAGAUUGUGUGGGAAUCGAUAACAGCGUGCUUCAACAAAUGGGAGUCUUGCCUACAGGGCACCGCAGAAGGAUACUGAAGCAGUUAGACACCAUACUAAAGAAGUUAGACACCCCUCUUUCCAAAAUGAAAGGAAAUUCUCUCCUCUGUGAAAAUCUAAAAUUCAAAGACUUGAAAGCUCUAGAAGAGAAGCAAUAUUCCUCCUCAGAUCAGGAGUCUCCAGCAAGUGCUUCAAGUGUAGAUGGGCCCAGCUUGAUACCUGCAACAUUGUCAGAACACCUUAGCAAAGCUUACAUUGAUAAAGAAAGGUUUGAACUUGCAGAGCAAAACUCAUCAGAGGCAAAUGAUGACAGCUUAACAAGCUCAGAUUUUUCUAGUUUAUACCAGAAUUCAGACAGCAUACUCAAAGCCAUCAGUCUAAGUGGAAACACUAAGACAAAUACUCAGACAGAUAAACCACUGGAAGAAGCUGCUGCAUACCAAGCUGAUGAGCACUUGGCUGGCUCUUUGACACAUGGUGAUCCUCCUUCAUUUGCUUAUUCAUGUGAGACAAAAUGCAAUGAAAACAAACAUCUCAUGUGUGCAGAUGAUGAUUUAUCUGACAGUGAGCCAAAAUCUCCAUUCUUUAAGUUUAAAGGAGAAAUGAUAGACAAUGACUUAUACGAUUCUUGUGCACAAAACUGCACGAAGGUGUUUCCAAGGGCGAGCAGAUCUUUCAUAUUAAGGCAUCGACCUGUACCAGAAAUUCCUGAAUUGAGUAAAGUUCAAGCUUCCUCAAGUUCCCUUCAGAGAAGAAGAAAUGUGGAUCUUGUAAAUAUUUCCUGCACUGGGAGGCAAAGUUCACAAAACAAAACUUCCACAGAAGAAAAGCCACCUGUCAUCUCUCCUUAUGGGGAAACUUUUAUUUCUGACAACACUAAAGAUGCUAAAGAGCUUCAUGGAAAGGAAUUCAUGGCCUGUGAAAAUAAAUACGAGCUGGGAAUGAAUGAAGAAUAUUCUUCUUGCAAGAAUCUAUGUUCCCUUAAUAAUCAGGAAGAGAAGACAAAGGAACAUGCGAAAACUGAAUCCCUGUCUCAGGAAACCAAAUCAUUAGCCCCAGAAGAAUCUGAAAGUGAAUCUGUAUAUUCUAUUGUGGAACAACGUUCUUUGCCUUUGAAGAGAAAGAAAAAUAAAGCCAAGGCACAUGCAGCGUCUUGUAGUAAGAUACAAAGUGGAGAUUCAGAUGGCUUGGCCAGUGAGCAAAUGCAUUUUCCAGAAGCUGAUGGAGAUCAAACCUCGAGUGGGAAUGAAUCGAUCACGCCAUAUGCUUGUUUUUAUGGACCAUCAGUAAAGAAGGUUAAAGCAGGAUGGCUGGAUAAAUUAUCCCCUCAAGGCAAACGUGUGUUCCAGAAGCGUUGGGUUAAGUUUGACGGAGAGAGCAUUUCUUACUACAACAAUGAAAAAGAGGUGUUCUCAAAGGGAAUAAUACUGCUGUCAGCUAUAGCAACUGUAAGGGUUCAUGGGGAGAAUAAAUUUGAAGUGGUCACAUCCCAUAGGACUUUUGUCUUCCGUGUGGAUAAAGAAGAAGAAAGGAAUGACUGGGUUAACACCAUGCUCAAUGCCUUGAAAUGGCAGUCUGAUAAUAACUCUCACUCUGGAACUUCUGUCACCCCUGAGAAAAGUGGAUAUCUUGAGCUGAAAGGAUACAAAGGCAAAAUCUUUAUUCUACUUCAGGGGAAUACUGUGUGGAUCUGCAAAAACGAGCAGGAUUUUAAGACAGGAUUUGGUAUCACUUUAAUCCCUAUGAAUGUGGCAAAUGUAAAACAAGUGGAUCGGAGUGCCAAGCAAUCUUUUGAAAUAAUUACUCCUUAUAAAAGCUUCAGCUUUACAGCAGAGUCGGAAAGAGAGAAACAAGAGUGGAUUGAAGCCCUGCAGCAAUCGAUAGCAGAAACUCUGUCUGAUUAUGAAGUAGCUGAGAAGAUUUGGUUCAAUGAGUCCAACAGGAGCUGUGCUGACUGUAAAGCUCCCAGUCCUGACUGGGCAUCCAUCAAUCUCUGUGUUGUCAUUUGUAAGAAGUGUGCAGGGCAGCACAGAUCAUUAGGACCAAGAGAUUCAAAGGUCCGGAGUCUAAAAAUGGAUGCCAGCAUUUGGAGCAAUGAACUUAUUGAGCUCUUUAUCAUCAUUGGAAAUAAGAGAGCAAACAGUUUUUGGGCAGGAAAUCUUCCUCCAGAUGAAGAGCUGCAUAUGGACGCCCCUGCAGAAAAAAGGAUAGCAUUCAUUACACAGAAAUACAAAGAGAGGAAAUUCAGGAAAGCACCUUUUAGCUACAAAACCAAGGAACAGUUGAAUAAGGCCCUAUGUGCUGCUGUAGUUAAACAAGAUGUGCUAGAAACUCUGAUGUUGCUGUUCAGUGGGGCUGAUGCUAUGUGUGCUACUGGAGACCCUGUUUACAGUACUCCAUACUUACUGGCCAAGAAAGCUGGACAAAGACUGCAGAUGGAAUUCUUGUACCACAAUAAGUUCUCAGAUUUCCCAAAUUAUGAUCCCAGUUUUGAAAGUGGUUUCUCUGAAGACUGUUCACAUUCCACCUUUCUUUGUGAAUUCCUAUACAAAGUUUCUUCUAAUACUGCUAAGCUUCUCACGGAGAAGAAAUUAAAAGAAGAUUGCAACAGGAGAUGGUGCACUUUGGAAAGUGGCUUUCUGAGCUACUAUGAAAAUGAUAAAUCUACCACUCCUAAUGGUAUGAUUGACAUCAGUGAAGUUAUCUGUCUUGUAGUGCACAAGUCAGACUUCUUCUUAAAUAGAGGGGACAUCUUUACCUUUGAAAUCUACUUAAUGUCAGAACGUGUUUUUCUGUUUGGAGCUGAAACUGCAUAUUCACAAAAAAAAUGGACUUGGGCAAUAGCCAAGCAUUUUGUUCCUCCUGUGGCUGAGUGCUUGUUAGAGAGAGACUGUGACCUGUUGGGCCAGCUGUACUACAAAGAUUGCCACAACCUGGAUCAGUGGAGGAAAGGCUGGUUUGCCAUUGAGAAGUCAAGCCUUUAUUUUUGUCUUGAAAUGGAGAAUGCUGAAGAAGAUUCCAUAUAUCUAAGGAGGCUGCAAGAGCUAACAAUCAGUAGUGUGAUGCAAAAUGGGGAGAAAAUAGAUGUCCUGCUGCUGGUUGAGAAAGGAAGAACACUAUACAUCCACGGCCAUACAAAACUGGAUUUCAUGGUCUGGUAUACUGCAAUUGAAAAAGCAGCAGGUACAGAUGGCAAUGCUUUACAAGAUCAGCAGCUCAGCAAAAAUGAUGUUCCUAUUAUAGUGAACAGCUGUAUAGCAUUUGUUACACAGUAUGGUUUAGGUAGCAAGCAGAUCUACCUUAAGAAUGGUGAUUCUUCCAAUGUGGCUGAACUGCUGGAAAGCUUCAAAAAAGAUGCAAGGAGUGUUAAACUGAGAGCAGGAAAACAUCAGCUUGAAGAUGUGACGGAUGUAUUGAAAAGUUUUUUUUCUCAAAUCGAUGAUGCACUUCUCAAUAAAGAACUUUAUCCAUUCUGGAUCUCUGCAUUAGAUACACAGAAUGAGAAGGAGCGUGUCAGGAAGUAUGGGACCUUCAUUCGGACGCUGCCACCAGUCAAUAGAGCAACUCUGGCUGCUUUAAUCGAGCAUCUUUACAGGGUGCAGAAAUGUUCUGAAAUCAAUCAUAUGGACCCUCACAAUCUAGCCAUGGUGUUUUCCUCCUGCUUAUUUCAAACUAAAGGCCAAACUAGUGAAGAAGUCAAUGUGGUUGAAGAUCUAAUUAAAAAUUAUGUGCAACUUUUUGAUAUAAAUGAAGAGCAGGUCAAACAAAUGGAUAUAGAGAACAGCUUUAUUACCAGGUGGAAAGACACUCAGGUUUCCCAGGCUGGAGAUUUGCUUAUUGAAGUUUAUGUGGAAAGAAAGGAGCCAGACUGUAGCAUUAUAAUCAGGGUAUCACCUUUGAUGGAAGCAGAAGAAUUAACCAAUGAUGUUUUAGGGAUCAAAAACAUUAUUCCAAAUAAAGAUGAUAUCUGGGCUGCUUUUGAAGUACUCGAAAAUGGAGAACUAGAACGUCCUCUGCAUUACACAGAGAAUGUACUGGAACAAGUUCUUCACUGGAGUUCACUCCCAGAGCCUGGCACUGCAUACCUGAUAAUAAAGCGAUUUCUAACAGCAGACAUGAUAAAAUCCUACAGUGAGCAAAGUGAGAAAAGCAGUGUGAAAGCAGGCAAUCUGAAGUACAAAGAAGAACCAUCAAAACUACUCUCUGGAAACAAAUUUCAAGAGCGUUAUUUCGUGUUACGGGAAGGAAACUUGCUUCUGUAUAAGGAUAUGAAGGCUAGCAAACCUGAGAAAGUGUUGCCUGUCAAUUCUCUGAAGCUUUAUCUUGGAGUGAAAAAGAAAAUGAAGCCACCAACAAACUGGGGACUUGCACUAUUUUCUGAAAAGCACCAGUGGUAUAUAUGUUGUGAUGGACAAGGGGCACAGAUGGAGUGGAUGAUCAGCAUUUUUAUUGCUCAGCAUGCAGAUAUAUGGCCACCAGCUGGAAAAGCAAGGAAACAGUCCAUAACUAAAAGUCCAAAGAUUGGAGGCUUAGCACUAAUACCCAUUCAUCAGGAGACGAGCACUUGUAAAAUCAGAGGAGUUACAGAAAACAUAGAAGUGCAAUCUGGGAAACAAAGAUUUGGUGAGCACCGUGAAAAUGACUUUGUGGCAGAAAGAAAAAACUUGAAAGAAAGAGCCUCUCUGGUAGCACAAUGCUUGGAAAGGAAGGAGGAGAAGGUGAGAAACCACGCCAAAACACAGCGGGGCGCUGCCUCUGAGGACGCGGGUGCAAGGAUGAGUGACCUCCACCAAAGACCACAUAAGGCUCUGAAGAAAAAUAAGCACAAAGCAAACAAAACUGUGGUGGGAUUAGAUCACAAAUUACCAUCAAACGUGAUUCAGGAACUAAAUACAGUGCUGCAGAAGAACAGAGCACUUAACGAUGAAACCUCCAGCUGAUUUCCUGAUAGAAACAUAUCUCUGUGUGCGUUUUCUGGGCAAAAGGAGUCUCUUUCUCUUUUCUUUUUUUUUCCUUUCAUGUGUGAGUUUGUACAGUGCAGAGGAAAUAUAAUUAUUUUAUAUGUAGCUGUUGAUUUUUAUGGAUGUGUGUUCCACAUGUUCUAAUUUAAGAAUGAACUGAGAGAACUGAUUAUGUAAAACUCCUGAAGCUUGGAAGUUUUCCUGUGCAGUGCAAUGAAACCAGGGGUUUGGGUUUUAUUUUUCUGUUGUUUCAGGCUUUAGUUUUGGUUGUUGUUGGGUUUUUUUGAUACAGUAAUUCUAAGCACUAUGAAAAGCUUUUGCUCCUGUUUAUAUUCUGUGACAUCUCAUAAGUACUGGAGAGGUAUUUUUGGAAGGAAGAUGAAAUACACUGAAAUUCGUGCUGUUGGCUUUCAAUAUUUUUUUAAUUCUCUUAACACUAUAAAAAUGAGUAACAUCUGCUUUGAAAAGUGGAAGGGGUUUAAUGUAACUUGUAUAUUAUAUUUAAUGAUAACAUUAAUAUCUGCUUCCAGAGAUUUGUCCUCUAACAGGGCAGCAUGUGAAAGAAUCCAGAGGGAGAGAACAGGGUAGAAAAGACAAUGUGUUAAUUCUCAGAACUGUAUCUCUAUGGUCUACAUCUGAUUAUGACAUCUAAGCAAUGAGAGAGAAUACAGAGGGUGACCAAAAUGUUCAUCAAAGCAACAUCUAAUUUGAAAGGGUGCAUGAACUGGAAGAGUGGCAUCAUCUCUUUUUUUGCUCAGAAGACUGAGGUAAUUUUAUAAACAGACUUUGGUUAGCUCAAGGUGAAAAAGGCAGAUUUUUUUCCCUAUCACUGUUUGGACAGAGCUCAUGUGGUACUGACAGAGUUGCUGGCAUCUGGUGAAUAUUUAAUAUUUGCAUGAGAAAUGAAAUUUCUUGAGGAAAAAAAUGGUCACCACACAAAGCUAUUUAUUAGAAGGGUACAUGUAGCAUUAGGACAAGGGGCAGUGGUUUUAAGCUA